Molecule: messenger RNA, 3158 nt
Organism: Cyclopterus lumpus (lumpfish)
Lineage: Eukaryota; Metazoa; Chordata; Actinopteri; Perciformes; Cyclopteridae
Gene: vwc2l
Product: von Willebrand factor C domain containing 2 like
Exons: 4
Coding region: 559-1242 (227 amino acids)
Biological process (GO): negative regulation of BMP signaling pathway
Cellular component (GO): AMPA glutamate receptor complex
Molecular function (GO): protein binding
Source: RefSeq, a predicted model, not a curated record
GUGGGUGACGGAGAGGGACGGGGUGCUCGGCUCGGCUCGGCUCAGCUCAGUGCAGGACGCAGGAGACGGUCGCUCUCCAAGGUGCUGAAAGUCGGAGCGCUCCCUCCUCAUUUCGCCUUCUGACGAUGAACGCGACCUCUGCCAAAAACCAAAUAUCAAACAAUGACUGGCUUCGAUCUCGCUUGGUUUAAUUUUUCCUAUUCUAACUUCUACCCUUCUGGAUUGUGUAUUGUUCAUGCAACCACUGGAUGUAUGCAACAAGACGAUACUGCAGCUUUCUAACAUUCACCUGCGUCGUUGGGAAAUAUUGAAUUGACUCCGGAUUCUCAGGGAACGCUAUAGAGGAUUUUUGGAGCAGUUUUUUCUCGGUGGGUCUCUCCCUCCGUAACGCAUGCCACUGGACGUGUACUGUUUGUCUCAACAAAGCCCAUUUCCUCAAGUGAUGAUGAUGAUGAUGAUGAUGGUGAUGAUAAUAAUAAUGACGCGCAGGACGGAUCUGGAGAGGAUACCGGGAGCCUAGGAAUGACAUCCACAUCAUUUUGUUGAACGUGGAUAUCGAUGUCGCGGCGAAGGAUGGGCCCUCUCCUCUCGGCCGCCUUCGUCCUCUUGCUGGCAAUGAGCGCCGUGUCUCCGGCCUUGGUUGGUAACCCCGUGGAUUACACCGCGGACGAGGCGGAGCGGACCGCCAGUGAAAACAUCGUCUUCGAUGACUACCGGGGGAAAGGAUGUGUGGAUGACAGCGGCUUCGUCUACAAACUCGGGGAGCGCUUCUACCCGGGACACUCGAACUGUCCGUGCGAGUGCACGGAGGACGGGCCCGUGUGCGACCAGCCCGAGUGCCCCAAACUGCACCCCAAGUGCACCAAGGUGGAGCACAAUGGAUGCUGCCCCGAGUGCAAGGAGGUGAAAAACUUUUGCGAGUACCGGGGGAAAACGUACAAAAUACUGGAAGAAUUCAAGCCGUCAGCCUGUGAAUGGUGCCGCUGCGAACCAAAUAACGAGGUGCACUGCGUGGUGUCCGACUGCGCCGUCCCAGAGUGCGUCAACCCCGUGUACGAGCCGGAGCAAUGCUGCCCCAUCUGUAAAAACGGUCCAAAUUGCUUUGCUGGAACAACGAUCAUCCCAGCCGGAAUUGAAGUAAAGGUGGACGACUGCACCAUCUGCCGCUGCCACAACGGAGACUGGUGGAAGCCGGCGCAGUGCUUGCGGCGGGAGUGCCUCAACGGCCAGACGUUGUCAUAGAGAGACUCCACAGGGGAUGGUGGAAAAGCUCAGGCAUGGCCCUGCCUACUGCACCAUUUUCUAUGAUUGACAGGGCAGGAGCACAAUUCCUACGGAACCUGAGACGGCGUAGCAUCGAAGAGAUGCGCUCACAAGCCUCACACAAAACACAACUUUAGCCACUGAGAAGAAGGCGGAGCUUGUCACAAGGCUGUUUCCACCCUCCAAUUAUAAUUGUCCUAUAUAUUUUCAAAAGUUGACUUGCUGCUCCCACACACAAAAAAAAAAGUUUCUAUGCUCCUUGAACACUUUCCUAACCAUUGGCAAUGUUGGAUUGCUCAUGCUGAUUUCCGUACGUAUGCGAUCUGCUUGUUGUCUCUCACAGUCACGCGGGUGUUGUAAUGUUUCAACAGCAGGAAAAAAACAAACUGUAAGCACACUGAACAGCGCUUUCUUUUUGUCAUACGAGGAUUGACACCUGUGAAAGCACUGCAAAGGUGUGCUCGAGUGUCAACACUCUCAGAGCUUGUUUACAAGAUGCACAUCUCACAUAAAUGUUUGCGUCUCCAUAAGACUUGUGAUCACUAUGGCAGGAAAUCACCUCUAACACUUAGAUGAUGCUACCGUUCAUUAUUUUAUUGCUCUACAUUUAGCUGUUUGGAGUCUCGUCUCAGGACAGAAAGUUGGAACUGUCGAAUUAGAAAAGCAGGAAAUGUGGUGGAAACUAUGAGAAGAGCAGAUUUCUGCAACACUGCAUCAAAACCACAACUUUGGGCAGCCUCUUCCGGUUUAAUUGUCGUUAUUGUUUUCUCUCAGAGGUCCAUAUCCUCCAAAAUAUUCCCGCAAACUAACUGCUUGAACUCGUUAUCAAAGCAAUUAGCGAGCCAAGAGCAGCCUGCUUUAAUUUCCCCUAAUCAAGGAGUAUUCUGUGAUAAAUCAUCCAGCUGGGUGCUUGGCGCUGCUGCAUCCUGCAUACUGGGCACACUCUACAAGAACCAGCAGGCAAAAGGAGGGAAUCUGCGUCUGUCUAAAUGCUUUCAAGCAGCAUUCACGUGCACAUUGUACAUGUGAACAUGCACAAGCAUGCCAUUAAUCCACAAUCUCAUAGCCACAGUAUGUUGGUCUGCACCCAGUGAAGCACUUAAACCUAUAAGUUACAAAGCGGUUACAAAGCGGUUACAAAGCGGUUACAUUACCCCACUGCUAUAGAUUGUGUAAUAGAUUUCCAGCCCCUCCCCUCUCCGAUAUGUUAGAAAAGCUCUUCCAAUGAGGUCUGGCUGUAUGGCAAGUACUACAACAUAAAGACAAGCUAUUAUAUUGCCUAGAUAUUUCCCAAGACCAGAGAGGUCCUCAAGUGGGUCAGUCUCAAAGAAAAAUCACCCACCCAGGGCCCAAAACACAAUAUUUGUGAGAUGAUAUAUACUGGUCUUUAAUUCAAAAGUUGAAUUCCAGUAGGCUCAUGCCCUUCAUCACUACAAUUUUUUCCAUUUCCAGAAAAAACGUUCCCGUUAACCUUUUAGACCCUAUUCCUGGGUGGUGAUGGAUGGGGCUGCUUAAUAGCAGCUCCCAGCUCUCUGUAAUGAGACAGAAAUGAACAUAGGAUAAAGACCAAUGAAUAAAGAGGUAUAUUACCUUAAAAGGCACUAAAACUAAUGUUUGGAUAAAUUUCAUAGUCUGCAAAGUCUGCUGCAUAUUCUAAAGCUGCAGCACACAGCUGAUGGAGGACUCAGAAUUUAAAAAAAGUUGGAGUUCAAUCCUAGGUGCAACAAUGGAGCUCGGGUCAUUUUCAUCAUUAACCUAGAGUGAUUUAGUGUCUCUUAAUGUGAAAAGACAGUCCUCAUCCAUCUGGCUUGAGGUCUGCAGUCUCAUAAAACUAAAUUGACACCUAUGGUUUAUCAAUCACAACCUCAAUGCUCCAGAUAUUUUAGGCUUAAUUC